AUGGAUGAUGUUGUGCUAGAAGCGUUGACGAAAACAGCUAUUAAACAGGCAGCUGAGAAUUUCAGUGCUGAAUACAAGGCAACCGAUAUCAAUUCGUCUAUUACUGUUGCAUACGGCAGCUCGCCUGGUUUGUAUAUCCAGGAAUUUGUCAAUGAUGGCACUGACUUUCGUGCAACGCUCGCUGAACUCGCGGACCUCGGGAAGCUGGCAGAUCUAAGUAUUCGAUUGUAUCCUACACAAUUGGUUGAAAAGUUUUGCUCUGGUUCCGGACAGGCGUUUAGAACGGUCUCUCAUGAUAUGACUGAGCUGGCAGGCAAUGGAACUCCGUUGCUUGAUAGGUCAGUCAUUUUUUCAUCAGAGCCAGAUGAGGUGCGUGGUUAA
Penicillium verrucosum is the source of this 381-nucleotide messenger RNA. Its product is annotated as Beta-lactamase-like protein. Lineage: Eukaryota; Fungi; Ascomycota; Eurotiomycetes; Eurotiales; Aspergillaceae. The record is from RefSeq and is a predicted model, not a curated record. The transcript has a single exon. Bases 1 to 381 code for a protein of 126 amino acids.